GGGUGGACUGACCCAUGACUUGUCGCCCCUCUCCUCUCUCUCCCUCGGUGCGGCAACCACAUCUCAGUUCUCAGACCAUUUCUUAUGGCCCUUGCCUCUCUCUGGUCUCUCCAGGGUCCCACAAGUCACUGUCAUGUUUCCUCGCUAGCACAGUUCGCUUUCUCUUGGUCUCGCGCACAGCCGGUGCACCAGACGCACCUAUGUCCUGGGACCCAGGCUCUGCUGCCGUUGGCCGGAAGCCUCUGCGCCGCCCCUUCCCAGCGCCGCCAGCCUUAUCUCUGCGCACAGGGGGUUCUGGGGAGUGGCGGGCGCCGUGAGGGAGCCGACGGCAUGGGCCGGGGGCCCCGGGGUACGCUCGGCUCGCCUAGCCGCCGGUUGCAGCGGCUGCUGGGGCUUAUGCUGCUGCUCGGCCUGGCCUGCGGCGUUAGCAGAGAACCCGGCACCGACGAUUUAGACGUCUGUGCCACUUGCCACGAACAUGCCACAUGCCAGCAAAAGGAAGGGACGUGGAUCUGCAUCUGCAACUAUGGGUUCUGGGGCAACGGGAGGACACGGUGUGUUGACAAAGACGAGUGCCAAUUUGGAGACACUGUGAUCUGUGGGAACCACACAUCCUGCCACAACACACUUGGAGGGUUCUACUGCAUUUGCCACAGAGGCUACCGGGCCACAAACAACAACGAGACCUUCAUUCCCAAUGAUGGCACUCUCUGUGCAGACAUAGAUGAGUGUGAAGUUUCUGGCCUGUGCAGGCAUGGAGGUCAGUGUGUCAACACUCCUGGGAGCUUUGAAUGCUACUGCAUGGAAGGGUACCUUGCAAAGAACGGGCCUGAGCCUUUCCAGCCAAGCACGGAUGCCACCUCAUGCACAGAAAUAGACUGUGGCAUCCCACCUGAAGUCCCUGGAGGCUACAUCCUAGGGAACUACAGCUCCACGCUGGGUGGCCAGGUCCAAUACAGCUGCAAAGAAGGGUUUCUCAGAGUCUCAGGAGACAGCGUUUCACACUGCACAGCCCUGGGCCUGUGGGAAUCUCCAACGUUACAUUGCCAAGAGAUCAGCUGUGGCUGUCCUCCUGAAGUGCGGAACGCCAUCUUGGUGGCGAAUCACAGCUCCAGGCAGGGUAGUGUGGCUCACUAUGUCUGUCAGGAGGGCUUUGAGAGUCCUGGAGGAAAGAUCACGUCUGUUUGCACAGAGAAGGGCUCCUGGAGUGAGGUCACUUAUGCAUGCACAGAGAUUAUGAUAGAAAUUCACAACGUGUCUGUGUUUAACGACUCCUGUGUGAGGUGGCAAAUAAGCCCAGAGAGGGUAAACUUCCAGAUCACGUACACAGUCCACGUUGAGAGACAGCAACCAGAGGCUGUGGCGGCAGUUCACGAGGCGACAAUCAAUGUGACCACAGAGAGCAGGACCCCAGAGGUGUGCCUCCACCUCCGACAAGGCGCCAAUUACACCGUGAGCAUUUCUGCAGCCUUUCCCAGGCGCUCUGCGCCCACGAGCUUUGGAUUCCAGAUGGCUGAAGAUGAUCUCUUAGAAGAUGAUGGAAUUUUCAAUAUUUCAGUAUUUAAUGAAACCUGUUUGAAGUUGAACAGGCAUUCUAGGAAAGUUGGAUCAGAACAAAUGUACCAAGUGAAGGUUCUGGGUCAGAGGUGGUAUCUACAGAGCUUUUACCACGCUACUUUCUUUAACUUCACAACAAGAGACCGAGUUCCAGAAGUGUGUUUAGAUCUGUACCCGGCCACUGAUUACACGAUAAACAUCACCCUUCUGCAGCCCACUCAGCCACAUUCUGUGCAAACAACCAUAACAACCACAGUAUCAGCAAACCAGAUCAUCACUAAUAUUUCAAUAUACAACGAAACCUGCCUGAGAUGGAGAGCCCUGAAGACAGCCAGUGUAGAAGAGAUGUACUUGUUCCACGUUUGGGGCCAGAGAUGGUAUCAGAAAGCAUUUGUCCAGGAAAUGGUCUUUAACACCACAAGCAGCAGCCAGGCCCCUGAGAUAUGCCUAGACCUGCAUCCAGGUACCAGCUACAAUGUUAGCCUUCAGGCGUUGUCUUCAGCACUUCCUGUGGUCAUCUCCCUGACAACCCAGAUAACAGAGCCCCCACUUCCAGAGGUAGAGUUCUUCUCUGUGUAUGGAAGGCCUCUGCCACGCUUCAGGCUGAGGAGAGCCAAGGAGAUAGAUGGACCUAUCAGUUCAUAUCAGGUGUUGGUCCUUCCCUUGUCCUCUCAAAGCACCUUUUCUUGUGAUUUGGAAGGCAUGACUUCAUUUUUUGGCAAUGCCUCUCCUGCUGAUGGAUAUGUGGCUGCAGAAAUCCUGGCCAGCGAUGUUCCAGAUGACACACUGGAGUUAUCUAUUGGAGACAGACUGUACUAUGGGGAAUAUUACAAUGCGCCUUUGAAAACAGGAAGUGAUUACUGCAUUCUCUUACGGAUCACAAGGGAAUGGAAUAAGGAAAGAAAAUAUUCCUGUGCCAUCUGGGCUGAGGUGAAAGAUUCGUCACUCACGCCACGGCAGAUGGUGGGUGUCGGCCUGGGCUCCGCGGCUUUCGUGACCAUUCUUGCAUUCCUCUCCUUCUCAGCAGUGUGGUAUGUGAGGCUGUGGAGUGACGGCUGGUGGGCACUGCAUGGCAAGACUGACUUGAUGACGGACAGAUGUUCUGACAGCGUCCCAGGUGCCUCUACUGUGUGGCGCCCAUCCUGA
This is a messenger RNA of Acomys russatus (golden spiny mouse), 2703 nucleotides long. It is a transcript of the gene Susd1, whose product is annotated as sushi domain containing 1. Lineage: Eukaryota; Metazoa; Chordata; Mammalia; Rodentia; Muridae. The record is from RefSeq and is a predicted model, not a curated record. Gene Ontology annotation, molecular function: calcium ion binding. The coding region runs from base 85 to 2703 and encodes 872 amino acids. The transcript is spliced from 17 exons.